GUCACGUCCCGCAAACUUGAUACGCACUGGGUUUCUAGGCACUAGAGGGUCGCUCAUUGCGGUAAAAAUAGUAAUAAACACUGAAGACAGAAGAAGUUUAUUUCUAAACAGACAGUGCUGCUACUUACAACAAACCGCGAUACUAUUUAUUCAAAGGUGAUUGUUCAACCCAAAGAUGAAUUUUGAGCAGCCCCCUCCAUACCCAGGCAGUGGCCCCACUGCUCCAGGCUACCCAUCCCAGGGCCCACCUCCACAAGGCUACCCACCUCAGGGUUAUCCUCCGCAGGGAUACCCUGUUAACAUGGAGCAGCCUAAUCCAGCUUACCCUAACUACCCUGCUGGACCGAUGGGCCCUGGAGGUCCUUAUCCUGGCCCAGGACAGCCUCCUUAUCAAGGGUACCCUGGACAACCACAAUUUGGCUGGCAGGGGGGACCCCCUCCUGACCCUAUGUAUGGGGAAGCUCCCAAAAACACAGUGUACGUGGUGGAAGACAGGAGAAGAGAUGACACAGGAGACACGUGCCUGACAGCCUGCUGGACAGCUCUGUGUUGCUGCUGUCUCUGGGACAUGCUGACAUAACCUAUUCCCCUAACUGUUCACUCCCAUUACCCCCUUGCCCCCCCAUUUCUGUGCCUCGAACCCCAUCACCCUUUCCCCCAUCUGCCUUAAACCUCGCACUCCCUUAAAACCACCCCUACUUUUCCACUACAAGUCUUUUGCUCGUCUAUAAAUAAAAGCCUCGAUCCCAUAUGGACAUCUCUUCUUCCCAGAGCUACUUAUUCUACCGUGAUGUGAAGCCCUCAGCACUGACUGACAAACUGACUGACCCUGUCCAGGGGCUAUUCUGUAGCUGCUUGUAACUGAGCUUCUAAACGUAACCUGAAUCUCACACUCUUCACUGUACCAACACACAACAGGCACAGACGCACACACACCAAGGUAGAUACACAAUAACAUAUACACACAUACAUUAUACUUGUAUCUCAGGCUCAUCUAGUGUGAGGCUCUUUGGCACUUUAUGAUGAUUACCUCUGUAAGAUACUACUCCUGCCUGCCCUCUCAACCAUCUGCAACCCUCCCUAACCCCCCUUCAGCUAUGCUACUUCCCUUCGCCAAGGACAGCCCCUUAUCCUGGACCCUCCAUAACCCAAAGGCCACCAAGACCCUGGCCGCUAAUGAGUCGAAGGCACUCUUAAGAAGCUGAUGCUUGAAAUGUAUCCCUUUUAUUUGCACAGAAGCUGUUUUUGCCGACGUAUGUCUUCAAGUGAAAUUAUAUGACAAUAAAUGGAAUGCAUUUUUAAAGACGACAGUGAUUUAUGUUUGAUUACUGUUAACAUUCAGUGGCCUCAAUGUUUUUUUUCAUGGUGAUCUUGAAAUGAAAAAUUAUUCCAAUAUUAUUUUUAUUACAUACCUUGGAGAAAAAAAAAUGAAAAUAUGAAGAAAAAAAUGUGAUUGCUUAACAGAAGAAACCAAAUGACCUGUUAUUAGAUGCCUUUUGCUUUAGAUGAGAAUCUUGCAUUAAAAUAAUUUAUUCCCAUGAAA
Siniperca chuatsi (mandarin fish) is the source of this 1543-nucleotide messenger RNA. Its product is annotated as cysteine-rich and transmembrane domain-containing protein 1. The record is from RefSeq and is a predicted model, not a curated record. The transcript is spliced from 3 exons. Gene Ontology annotation, cellular component: extracellular exosome. NCBI's taxonomy places the organism in Eukaryota, Metazoa, Chordata, Actinopteri, Centrarchiformes, Sinipercidae. Bases 176 to 580 code for a protein of 134 amino acids.